UCAGUGUGUAUCCAGCUGCAACCUCGUGAUUUUGCGGAAAUUUACUGUAGAACUGAAGCCAUGGACCAGGACCCAACUAUGUGGAUAAAAAAAGAGGAAACAGAUGAAGUAAAAACUGAGUUACACUCCCUGUUUCUUGAAGACCCAUUAAAGACUGAAGGACCUAGUGUUUCGCUAAAGCAAGAUCCCGAACUGAAACAACAUGCUGAUGGAUCAGAGCAUAAUUCUGUUAAAGAUCCAUUUGGAAUAUCUUGGUCCACUGAUUUUAUCAAGGAGGAUCCUGAAUUGAAUUUGGAAAUUGUCACUGAGGAUAUUGUGGAAACCUCAACAAGAUACACAUAUGAUAGUGCAAGAUUGACUCAGAGUACUGGUGGGAGCUGUGGCAUAUUAUGUGAGGAAACUUAUCACCAUGGGCUAGUCCAGGAUAAGUUGAAGAUGUCAACACACGAGUUGGGUCCCAAUACAGAAGAUGUGAUUAUCGAUAAGGAGUGGUCAGUUGCUACCCAAUAUGACUGUAGUACAAGGGAAAAGGAAUUUCAUGUAUAUAGCUGUAAUUUCUGCCGACAAAGCUUUCCUUCCAAAUACCGACUCAUAAUGCAUGUGUUUGUGCACAUUGAUGGUAUGCAACCACCUUUGUAUGUUUGUAAGUGGUGUGGUGAGGUAUUUCACAGUAAUGUUCGUUUGAAAAACCAUUUGAGAAUGAGUGAGAAUUCUGUCUUACCUGCUGGCAACCAUGAACAAUAUGGCUCUAGUGAUCAUCAUCAAAGCAGUAUCUUCUUGGAUAGUGAGCCAGAAGUUUCUGUUACAGAACACAAUGAGCAGUCUUCAUGUAAGGAAACUUCGAAAGCUUCAAAGAAGUCCUCUAAUGACAGGCGAUACACACAUAUGAGAAAUGAGAUGGAGAAAUCAAAUGAUUAUGGAGCUGCUUCUACAGCUGUUAAUGUCACUGCCCAGGCUGAUCUACUUACUGCAAACAGAACCCACAAAUGUGAUAUUUGUCGCAAAUUGUUUACUAGGUCAUGUGAUCUCAAGAGGCAUGCACUGAUACACACCGGGAAAAGACCUCACAAAUGUGAUAUUUGUGGCAAAUCGUUUGCCCAGUCAUGUCAUCUUAAGACUCAUUUAUUGAUUCACACUGGAGAGAAACCUCACAAAUGUGAAAUCUGUGGGAAAUCUUUUACUAUGUUAGGUGAUCUCAAGAAACACACAUUAAUUCACACUGGGAAGAAACCUCACAAAUGCCAGAUUUGUGGGAAAUGUUUUACUAUGUUAGGCGAUCUAAAGAAACACACAUUCUUCCACACUGGAGAGAAACCUCACAAAUGUGAGGUUUGUGGGAAAUCUUUUGCUAUGUCAGGUGAUCUCAAGAAACACACAUUAAUUCACACUGGAAAGAAAGCGCACAAAUGUGACAUCUGUGGGAAAUCUUUUGCUAUGUCGGGCAGUCUCAAGGCACACGGUUUCAUUCACACUGGACAGAAACCUAACAAAUGUGUUAUUUGUGGGAAAUCUUUUGCUAUGUCAGGCAAUCUCAAGAAACAUACAUUAAUUCACACUGGAAAGAGACCUCACAAAUGUGAGAUUUGUGGGAAAUCUUUUGCUAUGUCAGGCACUCUCAAUAGGCAUGUAUUAAUUCACACUGGAAGAAAACCUCAUAAAUGUGUAAUCUGUGACAGAAGCUUCACUCAGUUGAGUACUCUCAAGACACAUGCAUUACUCCACUUCAGAAAGAAACUACAAGUAGGUGUUAGUUUAAGCAAAUAGGUAUCCCUGGUUGGUGCUCUCAAGGCCUGUAAAAUAAUGGAUGUAGCAGGGAGACAAUAAGUUGUAAUGGCUGUGAAAUAACAGUAGAAUGGGGUAGAAUUGUGAAAAAAUGUGUAAUUAUGUAUACUUUAGAGUGGUAGCAGAUAAAACGACAAUAUAAAAAUCCAUAUCUGCAGCUUGAAAUCUCAAGAAAUAGUAUUGCUAAAUGUGCCUCAAACGUGAAUCAAACAUGUUUCUGUUAUUAACACUAUUUUUUCCUACCGAUCUUGAGACAAGAGGGUUCUGAAUUGUGAUAAAUCCUUACUUUUGUCAGUAAUCAUAAGUAGCAUGCAAUAUUUAGUAUAAGGCCAAGGAAAUAUCAUGACUUUCUGAUUAUUACCCCUAACAUAGUCAUCAUGUAUUACUUGCAACUCUGCAUUUUAGGAACAAUGUCAGCAAUUGGGUACCCAUAUAUUCAUGGCAGUUCCUUCACUCAGGCUAAUAAACUCAACACUGGAGAAACAUGAUUAUGGCAAUUAUUUUACUCAGGUAUGUUUUCUCAAGAGAUUUGCCCUGUGUGUCAUUAAGUGUGUACAUUUGUUUUGUUAGUACUAAUCCUGCAUUAGUAAAUGUAACAACAAAUAUAACAACCUGCUCAAUAGCAUGAUUGUCCACGUUUGGAACACAAUGCGUAGACAGUUCUACAUGAUAGGGACUUGACAAGUUGUUUACAUGUUUCUAGAAGUAUGUUGCACCAGAUGUUUUAUUAAAUAUUGUUUCAUGUA
Schistocerca americana (American grasshopper) is the source of this 2528-nucleotide messenger RNA. Its product is annotated as zinc finger protein 708-like. Bases 61 to 1764 code for a protein of 567 amino acids. NCBI's taxonomy places the organism in Eukaryota, Metazoa, Arthropoda, Insecta, Orthoptera, Acrididae. The record is from RefSeq and is a predicted model, not a curated record. The transcript is spliced from 6 exons.